CCUUCCGGGGUUUGGGGCUGGGACUGCAGUGCUAGCAGCUCAUUGAAAGCAGCCACUGGUGGAGGCGGGGCUCCGGCCAGUUUCCCUUCCACCUUCCCCCACCCUCCUCUUCCAACCUCUGUUUGGCCCCUUGCUGUGUUCCAGUCGUUGCUGCAGCUGUUUCUCAGCCCUUUUCAAGACUCCAGCGACCGACCACAAGCUCUUGUUUCCAGGAUGGUGAUCCGUGUAUACAUUGCAUCUUCUUCUGGCUCUACGGCGAUUAAGAAGAAACAGCAAGAUGUGCUUGGUUUCUUAGAAGCCAACAAAAUAGGAUUUGAAGAAAAAGAUAUUGCAGCCAAUGAAGAGAAUCGGAAGUGGAUGAGAGAAAAUGUACCUGAAAACAGUCGACCAGCCACAGGGUACCCCCUGCCACCUCAGAUUUUCAAUGAAGGCCAGUACCGUGGGGACUAUGAUGCCUUCUUUGAAGCCCGAGAAAAUAAUGCGGUUUACGCCUUUUUAGGCUUGACAGCACCACCUGGUUCAAAGGAAGCAGAAGCCCAGGCAAAGCAGCAAGCUUGAAUGUUAUGUGUUCUUCCUUCAGCAUCUUGAAAAAUAACGUAUCUCCAUUGCUUUUAUAAAACUCCUGGCUUCAAAAGAAAUAGGCUUAAAUGUUGAAAUAAUAGAUUAGUUGAUGUGCUCGCAUGCAAACAAGCAUAAUAAAAAUGUGAACAUGGUGGUGAGAAAAGUGAGAGAUGAAGUUAAAACUAAGUAGAUAUCAUAGAAUAGGAUUGUUAUCUGCCAAGAUAUCUUAUGUUCUGUAAGGAUUUUACAAAAAACCAUAUGCUUCUUUUUUGAUAUUACUGUGUAGUGUAAGGAUAUCUUCAUUGCAACUUUGAGGAAUUAAAAGAGGAGAAAGAGAGAGAGAAAGAAAGAAACUCUUAUUCCGGAAUUGCCUCAUUAACUUUAGUGAACAUGAAUAUUUUGAUGUGAUGUUACUGUUGCUGAAAUGUAUUUGCAGGUUAUGUUUUUGAUAUGUUAGACAUUGUAAUUUCCUAUGGUGAUUGUGACAUUCUCAUUCUUACAUAGGAGCAACUUAUAUGCUCCGAACCACAAAUUUUCCAGGCUUCUAGAUGUAACCUUUCAUUGCAUAUUCAGUGAUCAAAAUAGUUGAUUUCCCAUAAGAAAAUCAUUGAAUGCAUUCUACUGACAGACUCCUUAUCUACUUAUACAGUUAUAACAGAAUCAUGCUUCUAAAUUGCUUGCCUCAGUAAAAAAAUAUGGACAUGUCAGUCAUGGAAAGAAGAUUGCAAUUAAUUUUAAACUGGCCCUUCUUGCAAAGAGCUCAGGCUUUUAAUUAACCAUUAUACAAUAUUGCCUCUCAUUGUUAAAGAUUUACUUUCCUUUGGUGUUUGCUAAAAGAAAUCUUAGUGGCUCCCUUCUCCUGCUUUAACAUAGCUGGUGAUCAUGAAUGCCACUGUCCCCUGAUAGCUGAACUUUUUAGACAGAUUGUGUAAACACAUUAGUCCAAGUGGAAAGAAUUGCUAGCAUGCUUUGAUUUUGUCAGAAAGCACAAGUACCAAAGAAAAGGAACAACUUUUGAAAUAUUUUGAAAAUAAGCAUGACCCAAAUCACUUAACCAGAAGAUAUUGAUAUUGUACCUUUGUCUUGUAUUACUUUAUUUUUCAAAGCAAUCACCUUUUACUUCAAAUGACUGUAUCAUAUCUGCUGUUUGCAAGACUGUACUCUGCAAAAAUCAAGCAUAUAAUGAAGCCAUAGCUUUGUUUACUGAAAUUCAAACUUGAUUUGAUGCUUUCAAAUAAAUGUUUUUAGAAAUUAUGUGUUACUGGACUCUAAAUAAUAUACAGUAAUUUUGAUGAGUAAUUGUUAUAGUUGGUUGGAAAGGAGAAAACAAAAAAACAAAACAAACAACAAACAAUUUGAAGGCAAUUUCUCAGUGUUUUAGUGACCUGAAUUUUAGACUAUGUAUUGGAGUUGAAAGUAUUCCAUUUUUUUUAAUCUUACAAAAAUAUUUCUGAGAGAACCCUGUUGAAAACAGAGUGCUUUUAAUGGAUUCUGGAGUGAGCAAACUAAUUUUAGCUAUUAUAUUUUCUUUAACAUUGCUAAAUGCAGCAGGUGAUUCUUGUAAUAUGAACAAUUUAACUUUUGUUUUGUAUUAAAUAAUACUGUUUCAGACAGGCAUUAUUCAAAACUAGAUGCAUUGGUUGAUGUUUCUAUCAAUGGGAUAAUGCCCUGAAAUCAACUUAAAUCUGUAGAUGUAAAGUAAAAAUUUGGAUUGAAUCUUCUUCAAUUAAAGUAUUUCAUUUUGUCAACUGAGAAACAUGCCUGAUCGAUGAAAAGGAAAUACAAUUCAGAGGAUUAAGAUGAGUUUUGAAAGAAACUCCACAGUUUGUGCCUGGGAAAUAAAAUUCUUGAUUUUUUUUUAUAUUAUGUUUGGCAUAUUUGUGUUAACAAAUCAGACUUGGUAAUUUGGUAAUUUCACAUUUUGGAGCUCAUUUGCCUUUUAGAAUUUUUGAUUUUCAGAAAGUCCAUUUUCACAAAACACUAUAAAUUGUUAAUUGUGGUGUUAAAGGCAAACAUUUCUUUGGGAAUCUGAUCAUAGGUGAAUAAAGAAUUUUGAAACAAGGAUCGUUUGGAUUGGGAAAGACUUAAGUAAAUACAGGGAGUUUGGGUGAAAUCAGAUUUUAUUCAUUAUGUAAAAAGGAAAAAAAUACAGUAGAAUUCACAUGGAUUUUGUUAAUCACUUGUUGGUGUUUAAAAUACACCAAGUUCGUCAUUAAUCCUUUUCUAUGUAACACAGAUACUUCUUUUCUUCUGAUGAAUUCCAAUAAAACCAAUUAAGCGA
This is a messenger RNA of Peromyscus leucopus (white-footed mouse), 2842 nucleotides long. It is a transcript of the gene Sh3bgrl, whose product is annotated as SH3 domain binding glutamate rich protein like. The coding region runs from base 214 to 558 and encodes 114 amino acids. The record is from RefSeq and is a predicted model, not a curated record. Gene Ontology annotation, cellular component: cytoplasm. NCBI's taxonomy places the organism in Eukaryota, Metazoa, Chordata, Mammalia, Rodentia, Cricetidae. The transcript has 4 exons.